Molecule: messenger RNA, 699 nt
Organism: Saxophila tyrrhenica
Lineage: Eukaryota; Fungi; Ascomycota; Dothideomycetes; Mycosphaerellales; Extremaceae
Exons: 3
Coding region: 1-699 (232 amino acids)
Source: RefSeq, a predicted model, not a curated record
AUGGCGAUCAUCGGCGAGUCGUUCGAAAGCACCUCCACCAUCCUCCCGGGCAUCUUCUACGUCCAAGCCAAGGCCCUCUGCAAAGCCUUCCGCGCUACGGGAAGCAAAGACCUCUUCGCCGCCUUCCAGCGCCUGAUCGAAGCCCUCCGCGUCGCAGAGGCCCUCAAUCACCGGAACGCCGGCCCUUUCCGUCUGAUCGACGUCGUCUUCGCUGGGUCCGUCGGACCCACGAGGACCACGGUCCGCGAUGGUCGUGCCCUCGAUUCGGACAUCCGUCUGACUAUGGGCUUGUUGACCGGCCCGAGUAACGGUGCGCCGGAGUGGGUGCGCGAAAAGGCGGGUGUGGUGUUGUUGCUGCGGAGGUCGCGGUCCAUGCCCCCGCAGGAGCAGGAGGGUUCUCCGCCGGGCAUCAUUGGCGGCGGGCACCGCAACAGCACGGCUGGGAUGUUGACCGAGGGCGAGGUCGAGGAGAUGAUUAGGGAGGAGGCUGCGGAGCAGAAGAGAGAAGUGCAGCGCGCGAAUGGGUACCACGGGUACCCGUUCACCCCGAAGUACCGCAGGGCUGCCGGCACGAUGAAGGAGGCUUGGUGGAAGACCCCCGGGUUGGAUGCGAUGCCGUUGGAAGAGGUCUUCUCCAUGCCGACGUCCGGGCGUACGGUGGCGAAGCGUGACUCGGGGAUGGAAUUCGACGAGGAAUAA